AAGCUCCAAACUUAGAAAGUUGCACGCUACAGUGUGUUGCGGCUCUAAACAAGAACUCUGAAAUAAUUUUAUCGUUGCUAUUAAUUUUUAGUGUAUAUGGAGUUUUGAUUGCGGUCUUUUUUGGAAGAAAGUUUUAACUGAUAAAAAAAUUAUGCAUACAGCGGCUUUAUUGGUAAUAAUAUUCCAUUGUCUGGUCUCGUCGUCUUUCCUGAGGAUGGCCGCAGCCUUACCGAUCGAAACGUCGCACGAAUUGGAAAAAAGAAGCUCGAACCCGGAUAGAAUGAUGACCGACGAUUAUCCAGAUUACCAAUUGGGAGUGAGAUACGAUGAAUACCCGACGAUUGUUCCUAAAAAACGAACAGCUCUCUUAGUUAACCGUCUAAUGGUCGCCCUAAAGGACGCCCUCGAAGAAGAAGACCAAGAAAGAAACGGAAACGUGCCACCCGGUAUUUUCAACAACCAAGUUUAUUCUGAUGACGUUAGAACGAUGGAUCUGCAACGUAGAGGACACCAAACUUCUUUGACCAACAACGGCCAGAAUAAAGCGAGAAUCUAUUGGCGCUGUUACUUUAACGCAGUAACCUGUUUUUAAUCAAAAGAAUAUCUUAAAUUAAGCCUAAAAGCUACUCUAGAUUUUUACCAAAAACUUAAAAUUAUAUUUAUAUAUAAGUACGACGUAUGUUAUAAGAACUUAUGUGUGGUACUCUAGUGAUUUAAAUUAUCAAUUAAUAUUGAAUAUUAACCUCGCCUGCUUUUGAAGCUACUUGAAAACAUUUUUUAGGCUAAAUUACUAUAUACCUAUUUUAUUCAAAUCAAUCGUACCUAUGUGUGGAUUUAUUAUGCAUUUUCUAACAAGAUAAAUUAAUAUCUAGUUCCUUGCGAGUUCACCAUAAAGCACAGUUUUAUGCUUCAUAAACAAUAUUUUUCUUGGUGGCUACAAUUUUUAAUAUACAGGGUGUUUUCUAAUUGAAUGUCAAUACUUACUAUGGGUCCAUUUUCAGAAGAAAGCUUCAUAUGAACAUAUGUCCUAAACGUCUUAACUUUUGAGAUACAGGAUGAUAAAGUUUUCAAAAAUAAAACUCAAGAUAUUUUAAUGAAAUUUUGCUUACAUGUACUAUGUGUGAAAUCCCAAAUCGUUUCUAGGCAAAGUUUAUCACUCGAUUUUUCAUAAUCCGCUUUCCCUUAAAAAAAUCAAAACUGUUUUUCUGCAUAAUCAAAACAAUAUCGUUAAUAUAACUCACCACGCAGAAGAAAUAGAACAUCCUCUAUAGCUUUCACUUCUCGAAAUAUUAUUAGAAAUUUAUGUAUUUUUAUUCAAAACCCAAAAUAUGUUUAUACAAUCAGGAAUAACAAGAAAUAUAAAUAGUCGACAAAGGUUUUUAUAAACUCUGACUACUUUUUCCAUUUUAUGAGAACAAACUAUAAACUUGUAUUUGUAUAAAUACGAAAUCCUAAUGAAGUGGCUGAAUGAUAAAAUAAUAUUCCUCAAAAUAUCUUAUGUAAUUUACUUUAGAAUUUAAGAUAAUAAGUUUGUAUUAUAGUAAUAUAAA
Messenger RNA from Ceutorhynchus assimilis (cabbage seed weevil), 1550 nucleotides. The record is from the annotation of a GenBank genome assembly. NCBI's taxonomy places the organism in Eukaryota, Metazoa, Arthropoda, Insecta, Coleoptera, Curculionidae.